AUGGGCUCAGAGAACCUCCUGCCUCCUCAACUGCUCUGGCUCAUUUUCAUUGGGCUUUCUCUGAUGUUGGCAGAGGCAUGGUUCAGUAAAUGCACACAGUAUGAAUUGGACAUUCGCCAUGUGUUCUGCAUUCCAAAGAUUAGCAACUUGACAGAUGUCAUUAGUGACAUCCCUGGCUACACCACUCACCUCAGUCUGACACAGAACCAAAUUCAGGUCCUUCCUCCCUGUAGCUUCACAAAUUUGUCUGCUCUGGUGGACUUGGGACUGGAGUGGAACUCCAUUUGGAAGACUGGUGAGGGGGCCUUUUGGGGACUUGAAAAUCUAACCCUUUUGAAUUUAGUAGAAAAUAAGUUUCAAAGUGUGAACAACUCCUUUGAGUGCCUGUCCAACUUGGAGACCUUGCUCCUGAGCCACCAUCAAAUUACCUAUAUUCACAAAAAUGCCUUUGUCCCUUUUGUCAAAUUGAAACAUUUAAGCCUAUUUCAAAACUUUGUUACCACUUAUUCCAAUUUUCUUGAAGAAGUCCAGCAUCUUCCAUGUCUGGAAUACAUUGAUCGUACUAACAAUAGCAUCAUCACCUUGGACCACAGCCCCAGGUCAUUGGUCUCCCUGACUCAUGUGAGCCUGCAGGGGAACAAGCUAAUGGGGUUAAAUUUCUCUGCUUUGUCACUGCCUAAUCUGAUCUCUCUGGGUGUCUCUCAGAAUGGCCAUUGAGUCAUCCAGAAUGUAUAUCUGGAAAUUCUGCCCCAACUGAGGAUCUUGAAUCUGAGUGGAACACUGGUGAAAUUGGAGAUACUUUCAGCCAAACAACUGCAGAAUAUAAGGGAAAUGGACCUCAGUAAUUGGGAGCUUAGAGGUGGUCACUUAAACUUGAACAUGUGUCACCUCCUCAGAAAUUUACCCAUAUUAGAGACUUUGGUUUUUCAGAAAAAUGCCGCUGAUACAGGGGGCAUAAAGCAUCUUGCCCACUGCACCAGGCUUUUGUACCUUGACCUAAGCCAAAGCAGUGAUUUGGUUCACCUCAAUGACAGUGAGUUUAAUGCUAUGCCCAGCCUCCAAAGGCUGAAUCUAAACAAGUGCCAACUUUCCUUUGUCAGCAACAGGACAUGGAGUUCCCUCCAGAACUUGAUAGCCCCACACCCGAGCCACAACAGGUUCAUAAGUUUUCCAGAUUUUACAUUUUCACUCUUGAGGUACCUAAAGCCUCUCUUUCUCUCUAGAAACCCCAUCACAGAACUCAAUAAUAUGGCCUUCUAUGGGCUAUAUUCACUGAAAGAGCUCAGCUUUGCUGGGUGCUGAAUAGUGACAAUUGACAGAUUCUGCUUUGCUCAGUUUCCAAAUCUAGAGAGCUUAGACCUUGGAGACAACAGUAUUCGGACUCUAAAGCACAGAACCUUUCAAUCUCUGAAGAAGCUCCAAGUUCUGAUUCUUUCCUGGAACUGCCUGAAAGCUAUAGAGAAGAGUGCAUUUUCUGGCCUCAGUUACGUAUAUAAUCUUGAUCUUGCACAUAAUAUCUUGUCAAGUUUUCAUGCAGACCUUUUCUUGGACCUUGAAAAUCUGGAAGUUUGGGAUCUCAGUUUUAAUAAAAUUAUAUAUGAAACCACUAGGACCUUGUCAUUUCCUCCAUUUAUGAACCUCAAGUCAUUGAAACAUCUCAACCUAGAAGGACAAAUACAUGGGAUUCAGGUUGCUCCAACCAACUUCUUCCAGGGACUGAAUGGCUUGCAGGAACUACUCCUAGGAAUAAAUCCCACAGUAUUCCUGGACUAUCUCCAAUUUGACCCCCUGAUUAAUUUCACAGAGUUAGAUAUAUCAGGAACAGAAUCUGGAGACCGAAGUCUCUAUUUAAAUACUUCCUUAUUUCAAAAACUCAGAAGACUAAAAGUGCUGUGCCUUGAAAAUAACAACUUAGAGUCACUGACCCCUGGCAUAUUUUCUGGCUUAGCAAGCCUUCAGGUCUUGUCUUUAAGAUUCAACAACCUAGGGGCCGGCCCAUUCAACAACCUAAAAGUCAUUAAUCAAAGUCACCUGGAAAAUCCAAAGUCUCUGAGGUACUUUGAUCUCUUUGGGAACAAACUUCAGUUCAACUGUGACAAUGUGUGGUUCAAGAACUGGUCUAGAAACACAGCAAAUGUUCAUAUCCCCUACCUCUGGAGCUACCAUUGUCAGCAGCCAAAUACCCAGAGUUUAUUGAUAGAUUUUAAUGAGGCUAUGUGUAAUUUUGGCCUGGAAAAGAUAUGCUUCUUCUGUUCGUUCAGUCUGGUUCUCACAACCAUGAUAUUCUCUUGGUUCAGUGCCAAGAUGACUUUAUCUCUAUGGUAUGGGCUCUAUAUAUUUAGAGCCUGUUGCCUAGAUGAAUGGUACAGGACAGAGAAGGAGUUCAUCUAUGGUGCCUUUGUCUCUUUCAUUGCCACUGAUGAGCAGUGGGUAUAUGAAGAGCUUGUUCCAGCCCUAGAAGAAGGGAGCCCCACCUUUAAGUUCUAUCUUUACCACUGGGACUUUGAACCAGGUAUGGACAUCUUUGAGAACAUCCAGAAUGCCAUCAACACCAGCCAGAAAACUUUGUGUGUGGUCAAUAACAACUACCUGCACAGUUAAUGGUGUGGGCUUGAAGUACAGUUGGCCAUCAUCAAGAUGUUCUAUGAGCAUGAGGAUAUUAUUAUUUUGAUCUUCUUGGAAGAGAUCCCAAACUAUAAGUCUCCCCUACUGCCCACACUCCAAACAGUUCCCAUGGGAUAG
Molecule: messenger RNA, 2742 nt
Organism: Galeopterus variegatus (Sunda flying lemur)
Lineage: Eukaryota; Metazoa; Chordata; Mammalia; Dermoptera; Cynocephalidae
Product: toll-like receptor 13
Biological process (GO): signal transduction
Molecular function (GO): protein binding
Source: RefSeq, a predicted model, not a curated record